GCUCAUUUGCAUAUCGCGGUAUAUUAGCGCCGCAGCGCCGAUUCCUCCCCAGUCCGUCGUCGCAACGCGUUCAAGUAGUAUCGUUCGACCAGCUCCGAUCCUGCAAGCAUGUCUGACAAACCAAAUCUGGAGGAGGUCACCAGCUUCGACAAGAGCAAGCUGAAGAAGACCGAGACCCAGGAGAAAAACCCCUUGCCCUCAAAAGAAACCAUCGAACAGGAGAAGCAGGCCGAGUCGUCAUGAAGACGGACGCUUCCCCACGCACUGUACAUUCCACAAGCAUUGCCUUUUUUCCACUUAUUUUACACAUUUAACCGACAUACCAGUUUACCCCACCCCAGUUUUUUAAUGGCGACGAUGAAAGAAAACGACUGACUGCGGUCUGUACCGAGGACUCGACACACCGUCCUAAUGUGUUGGUUUGCUUUGUUCGGUUCGGUCUGGGUGUCUCACUCUCUCCCUCCCCUCCCCCCCCCCCCCCCAUGGCCAUGGGUUCAAGGGGGCGAAGGCGCGACCGGCGUGGUCCGGGGACCGACCGUCUAAACCCGCAACCUAGCCGGGCUUCUCUCAACGUUUAAAAUGCUGUCAACACUUAAAAGCAGAAUUUACAUUUUCACCAUUAAUUCCUGGAAUCGGCAACAUUUUGUUUUUGAUAUGCAAAAUAAAAUUUAAGCGCAUGAUUGUGGUUCUA
Scleropages formosus (Asian bonytongue) is the source of this 691-nucleotide messenger RNA. It is a transcript of the gene tmsb4x, whose product is annotated as thymosin beta 4 X-linked. Bases 109 to 243 code for a protein of 44 amino acids. NCBI's taxonomy places the organism in Eukaryota, Metazoa, Chordata, Actinopteri, Osteoglossiformes, Osteoglossidae. Gene Ontology annotation, biological process: actin filament organization; regulation of cell migration. Gene Ontology annotation, molecular function: actin monomer binding. The record is from RefSeq and is a predicted model, not a curated record. Gene Ontology annotation, cellular component: cytoplasm. The transcript has 3 exons.